Chelonoidis abingdonii (Abingdon island giant tortoise) is the source of this 4980-nucleotide messenger RNA. Lineage: Eukaryota; Metazoa; Chordata; Testudines; Testudinidae. The record is from RefSeq and is a predicted model, not a curated record.
GCAGGGAGCAGAGGUUAUGGCUCGGUGGGUGUUUGGGUGAAUCAUGACUAGGUCUCUCUUUUUUCCCUCUGUUUGUUGUGGUUCUGACUCUCCCAUCACACAUUAACAUCCUGAUCAAUUGUUUUGCUGCAGCCCCCCCAGGAGCCUGGGUGCGUCCAGCGGGAUGGAGAGAGAGAUGCAAGUUGGAGAACUAGAGCGCAGGCCCCAGCAGGGAUAGGCUGGUCCCUGAAGACAGAUCAGCAGCUCCUGGGUCUCCACAUCCAGGCUCCAUGAGAUAAUAUGGAAACGGCAGAGCCAACGGGCCCAAAAGCAGGGAAUGAGCUGGCGAGAGACGGGAAGGAGCCAGUCCUGGGACCAACCAUCUCAGUAAGUCCUCGAUGGUCCCGCACAGGAUGGCGACAGCUAAGGACUGAGCAGUGUGACAGGAUGUCCCAGUACUGGAAAGAUCAACUUCAGGAGGAGCUACAGAGCCUACGGACACCUGCUGAAGUUGUGCCGACAUCAGUCCCUGCAUCAAAAAACCCUCCACUGCUGGAUUUGACCCCAGAGGAGGAUAUUGAGACCUAUCUGGCUUCCUUCGAGCAAGUGGCUGAAGCCUGCCAGUGGCCCAGAGGAGAGUGGGUGACCCGCCUUGUGCCAACCCUCAACGGAAAAGCUCGGCAGGCCAUUAGCAACCUGGAUGCCAGAGAUGCUGGAGAUUAUGGGAAGGUGAAGGCAGCUGUCCUGCGAGGGUGUGACAUUGGCAUGGAGACACAGCGCCAGCGCUUCAGGCAGUUCCGUUACCAGGAGGCCGAGGGGCCCCGGGCAGUUUUCUGCCGACUCUGGGAACUCUCCCAUCGAUGGCUGAAGCCGGAGAUCCACACCAAGGAGCAGAUCAUGGAGCUGCUGAUCCUGGAGCAGUUCCUGACCAUCCUGCCAGAAGAAAUCCAAAGCUGGGUUUCUGAACAUUGCCCAGAGACGUGUGCCCAGGCAGUGUCCCUGGCUGAGGAUUUCCAGGUCACAGUGCGUGUGAAGGUUGAGGAUGUGACCCCAGAGGAGAUGGAUGCCCCUGAAGCAUUAUGGGAAUCUCAGAGCACCCAGCUGGAGCAACCGCAGCUCCAUCCCGCAUGGGGAUCCCCGAAGGAGGCAGCACUGAGGAAGUGCGAGCUGCCAGGUGCCCCUGGAAAGGAGCCCCGAGUUGGACAAGAAACGGCAGGUGCCAGGAUCCUGAGCAGGACUGAGGAGCAGCCUCACAACGAAGGGCCUGAAAACCUGCAGCCCCCCAGCAUAUCACAGCAGGAUUCAGGAGAGAGCAUUAACCACAGACCUGAGCAGGAAAGAGCCUGCAAGAGGCAGAAGAGGAGCCCAGUGGGGAAUGAGCCAGAUCCCCUAGGGGAAUGUGAGAGUGGAUUCAGGAGACUAAUCCAGCCUCCUGCAUCGGGGAGACCUCGGACCUCAGGGGACCUUCACCAUCAGAACAGCAUUCACAGGACAGAGAAGCCCCAUAAAUGUCGAGAUUGUGGGGAAAGGUUCUGGGAGAAGCAGGCGCUCACAGCCCAUGGGAGAGUCCAUGAGAAGGACAGACCAUAUCCCUGUCCUGAAUGUGGAAAGAGUUUCAACAGACUGACUCAUCUCAAAACCCACCAGAGAACCCAUACGGGAGAGAAACCCUAUUUCUGUGCCGAAUGUGGGAAGAACUUCGGCCACCUCUCCACACUCAUUACACACCAGAGGCUGCACACAGGGGAAAGACCCUACUCCUGUGAUGAGUGUGGGAAAACUUUCACGAACCCCUCGGACCUCAACAAGCACCAGCGCUCCCACACGGGUGAGCGGCCCUACCCCUGCGCCGAGUGCGGAAAGCGCUUCAGCCAGCUCUCCAACCUGACAAUGCACCAGAGGACUCAUACACAGGAGAAGCCCUACCCCUGUGCCGAAUGUGGGAAGAGCUUCAAGUAUCUGGCUUACCUCGCCAUUCACGAGCGCUCCCACACAGGGGAACGGCCCUUCCCCUGCACCGAGUGCGGGAAGAGCUUCAGUAACAAAUCCUCUUUGGCCCGCCACCUGAGAAUCCACUCCAGAGCCGCAGCCAUGGACAAGUGAGACCCUCCCAACAGAGAGCUCCGCUCUGAUCAUGUGUGUUUAAGAAUGUGAAGCAGGGCCUGAGAGAAGCUAGCCCCAUGCCCACUAACAGAACCAUCCCCGUCAUGGACACCAGGGGGUGUGAAUUGGGGCUUUACCUUAGUCCUCUGAGGUGUCCCGAUUCCGGAACUGCCCCAGCAGUGAUUUGCUCCUUCCUGCUUGAACUAGUGAGGAGAGGGCCACUCUAGGGGCUUGUCUUUGCUGUAAAUUAACUUCUUGUAACUCAAGUAUUGUCCCUCACUCAAGUCCCAUCCACAUACAGUACCUUUAAGUGGGUGCAGUGGUGCUGUGACCCCAAGUUGGCCAGCCCAAGGAGGGAGCAUAGGCUAAAACUGGAGCACAACUCAUCAGCUGCUAAUGCAGCCUCUCUAUAGUGUGGCUCCAGGCUUGUGUCACUUGCAUGUUGCUAGUUCUCCAGUGCCUAGCCCACGAGUCUCCUAGUGUGCCCAAAAAGGACAGAAGUUCUCCCCCUACUCACUGGGAAAUGUGUGUGCGCAGAAGCCAUAACGCUGUACUUGUACCUAGCGCUGUACUAUGUUGGCACAGCAGUGUGGCUGUUCUCAUCUGAGCUCAGCUCACUCGAGAGCACUCACUGGAGCACAGAUAACUCAAGUUAACUCUGUAAUGAAGGCAGACUCAGCAACGCUGGCAGGCCUCAGUCCCAGCGGUACCAGGAACAGCACCUCCAGGGGAAGGCAUUAGGCCAGCUCUACCUCCUGCCCCACUGCCAACCAGUUCUGCCUCAAUGGCCCCGCACGGCCACCUUCUUCCAUGCUCUGCCCUACUUGGAGGCACCCACCCUCACCAGCGCUUCAGAGCCCUCUAUCAUCUCUCCUCAGCAGCUGCGUGUAACUGGGGCCCAAAUCUGCUGCAUUGACUCUCUGCCUCCCACUCACCUGACUGGCUCUUCCAGCUGACUCUUAUCUCAGCCUAAGAAUUUACUUUCUCUGUGUACUCUUCUGUAUUUAGUCAUCGCCCUCUGGUUUUCUGCUCCUGUCCUGUUACCUCUCUCUCUGUUUGCUGCCCUGUCUCUAGUGCAUUGCAUUGUCCAGACCACACCAUUGCUUCCUGGCUCAGCUGCCCAUCAGCACAACCACUGAUUCAGUUUUAUUGGUGUGACAUUUUGAUCAGACGACCCCAAUCCUGCACUGAGCUCCACAUGGGGAGAUUCCUCUGGAGUGCUGCCUGGCUACUGGGGUCCCCAAGCGUAGCUCAGUGCAAGAUUGGGGCCUUAGUUUUAAAUCUUCUGAUCUUCCCUACCUCAUUGGUUGCCCUUCUGAAUUGCUGGUAUUUUUUAUUUAUUUCCUGCUGAUUUGAUUGUAAUGUACUGAAGAGCACUCCUUGUCAAUCAAUCACAGCUCUGCACACUUAAUUACCUCUCUUUCCCUGUUCCUUUUACUCAGUUAAACCCACUCUCUUGAUUUGGCCUUUGUGUAGCUGCCCAUUGCCAUUCUCACUGUUUUCCCCUGGCUUCUUGCCCUGUUGAGUUCCAACUCACUGUGAUGACGUUUUAUCAGUCUCCCUGGUUGGGUUUAGUUUCUGGCUGAGAACAGGGAGAAGGGGUGGAAAGUGGGACCUGCGUGGUGGUGGCAGGUAUGUAGUGCUCCUAGGAAAAGCUAAGGGGUUCGUCAGGACACUUGGUAACACAUGUGAUCCAAGGACAGCCCUUAUAUCUCCAGCUGCAACCCGGUGCCGCUCUGCUUUCCUCCCUGCAGCAAACCAUGGGAAUAAGUGGCCUAGCGAUUCACAGGGGCAGUUUUACUGUUACAGCGUUUACGUUGGCAAGUGAAGAACACUUGCCAUCCCCACACAAGUGCUUCAUUUCCUUUUUGGGGAGGCAACAUUCGGAGGAACCCAGUCCAAGAUGUUGCUGGGGGAAGAAGCAGGGUAGCCGGAAUUGAUGCAGGCCCAGCAUCUUUGCAUCCACACUGAGUACCUGAGAGAGUUACUAUCACUUGGGAGUAGCUGUCCUGCUGUUCCCAUGUAGAUGUUGUGAGACACUGUAGUUUUGGGCUCCAUGAGCCAGCAAAGCAAAACCGGAGUUUAGACUUCAACCUCCACUGUGGAUGGUGAGUCCUGUGUGUUGUGACUGGAUGUCUGCUUCCCUGCAGCUCCAGAGGGGCUAAGGAGCACACAGCACAUAGGCCUCAUGCACAGAUGGAAAAUGAGGACCUGUAAUUCAUCAGUGUAGCUCCACUGGCAGAAGCAACAGUGGAAACUCUAGUGUAGGCAGGACUUUCAUUGUUACCACUGUGUCAUCAACCCCUAACCAGCAAGUGACUUAUCUGUCUUUCCAAAUACUGACUGAAGAAGCUCUGAUGGAAGAAGGGGCUCUGAGAGCAUCAGAGAAGAUAUGUAGCUUCUGCUGAGAAAUUUCAGCUCCUACUAUGACCUGCCCGUUUCUGGAUGCACACCUUCUUCAACACUGCUCUCUCUGGGUCGCUACCUCUCCACGCUUCCUCUCUGGACACUUCCCUGUCAAUAGUGGGUGAUCCUGGCUUUUUUAACGGUUUAAAGGGCCUUGCAGAUCUCUUCAAAACCGAUUGACUACACCUCGGUCUCCUGGGUUUGGAAAGCUACUAACCCCAAUAAAUACAAUAUACGUAAUAGUGUUUAGUAACCCUGCUAUGUCUCUGCCCGAGGGAAAGCCUAACCCUGUAACAGCCCAGCCAUGCUUCUCUUCCUGAUCGCAAUCUACCCCCUCUGUACACCUGCUCCCUGUCUCUUUCAGAGCCACCCAACAAUCUUCACAUUAAGCCCCCAAAAGCUCCAAACAAGCUGUCCAGAGUGGCCCUCCAUGAGUCCCAGCUUCUAUGUCUCUGGGCACCGAGUAGUCCAUGUUCUUGGUGCCACAACAUA